Apiotrichum porosum is the source of this 2379-nucleotide messenger RNA. RefSeq lists its product as uncharacterized. Lineage: Eukaryota; Fungi; Basidiomycota; Tremellomycetes; Trichosporonales; Trichosporonaceae. Bases 1 to 2379 code for a protein of 792 amino acids. Gene Ontology annotation, molecular function: protein kinase activity; ATP binding. The transcript has 5 exons. The record is from RefSeq and is a predicted model, not a curated record. Gene Ontology annotation, biological process: protein phosphorylation.
AUGGAUGCAGCCGGGCAUGGCAUGCUGGACGAUGCCUGGUGGCUCCCAUUCACUUCCAGCGGCGAAGACUACGACCUCGGCGGUCCAGUCGGCUCCUCGACCAGCGAGUGGCGAGAAUGCGCUGUCAAGGUGUCGAGUGCAGGCAGCGACUUGGCCCUGCUGUCCAGAGAGGCGCGCCUGCUCGCCCUCUGUCGCCACCCCAACGUUCUCCGUGUCCUUGCGACCUUUACACUCCCACCGGAUCAUGCCCGAGUAGCUAUUGUGACACCGCUCGUCGAAGGAGGGUCGCUCGCUGGCAUACUCGAAUGGCGCUCCCGAUCGCCUCCGCGGCGUCGACGUCAUCGAGGCGUCGCGGACGGCUCUCUCGACGAGGACGAAGUAAAGGCCGUGGUACGACAAGUCCUCGAAGGGCUCGUCUACCUGCAUGCCAAUGGCUCCUUGCAUCGUGACCUCAAAGCAGGCAACCUCCUUCUGGCGCCGGAUGGAACCAUCUUGCUGGCCGACUUUGGUGUCGGGGGCGACGUCAACCUGCCCCCAACACCGUCCGGGGAUGCACGCCUGCCCGUCGAGGCGGUGCGGUUCGAUGGACCCCGCCAACGGAUCGUCCCGGCAGCUACAUCGGCGGCGCCACCAGUGGUCGUGCGUGAAAUUGGCAAGCGACAUUCAUUUGUCGGCACUCCUUCCUGGAUGGCCCCAGAGGUGAUCCUCGGCCAGCCGUACGAUGCCAAGGCCGACAUUUGGUCGCUGGGUAUUACGAUCAUUGAGCUAGCUACGGGCAGCCCUCCCAGUCACGGCCGCCCUGCCGACGUCCUCGCCGCCACAGUGUCUGCGACCACGGCCCCGUCCCUUCCGUUACACUUCGGCAAGCACAUGCGCGAGUUUGUCGCAGACUGUUUGAAGAGGAACCCGGCCAACAGACCCACUGCCGAGAAGCUGCUCGAACACGCAUGGCUCAAGGGAGCCAAAAAGGCGUCUUUCCUGGCCGAGUACUUGCUCACUGAUGUGCCCGCUCUCACACAACGGCAAGAGCUCCGCCGUGUGCCCACCAUGUCGUCGUUUACCUCGGGAACACCGAGCUGGGAUUUUUCCUACUCUGUUCCACCUUCCCCUGUCGCACGGUUCGCGUCACCCUCUGCGGCAUCCCUCAGCCUGUCCCCGUCAGCAGCGGCGGCAGAGUACGGCCUCAACCGCCCGCAGUCGCGUGCUUCAAACCGCACGUCGAUGGGACAGGACUACUUUCCCUCGUCGCCGCGCAUCAGCCUCUAUCAGUGGGCCGAGCGCACCGGACCGGCCGAUUCGUUGCCGCCAACACCGACAGAUGCAAACAGUAUGUAUAGCUCGGGGUACAUCUCGCACCCAGGUUCUGGCUUUAGCGGCGGCAUCGUCGCCUGGCCGUCGCCGCGUCGUGGCGGCAGCGAGAGCGGCCGACCUCGCAGCGGUGUUCCCCUCGUGUCGUCACCUGCCGCUCGCCUGAGGCGGGGGAAGAGCACGUCCUUCCAUGCGGGUCUCGACAGUGUGCCCCAAAACGUCGUGCAAGACAUCACCUCGUCGCCCAACGCCAGCCUGACGCACAACACGAGCUUUGGCAGUGCCACGGGCACGACCAUGGGCGAGUCGCCAGUGCGCACGACGGCGAGCGUGGCACCCGAUGUUGGCCAGGUGCCCGAGGACGAGGGCGGCAGUGGUCCCGGCACCCCUCACCAGCACACGCCACGCAGCGACAGCCCCACCGAGAUGGGCGACCACCUGAUCGCCUACCACCAUUCUCGCGAUGUGAGCGGUGGCGGGCGGAGCGACAACAGCGGGGGCAGCGGCGCGAGCGGCGCGAGCCCCGCCGCGUCGUAUGCGGCGCACUAUGUGGCUAGCUACACUGCGAGCCUGGGACAGAGCACGCAGAGUCACCAGAGUGGCACGAGUAUCAGCAGCGACAAGGCCACGCCCAUGCUCGACCCGUCUCCGCGCCGCACGCCCAGCCCCACCGAGCAGCUGCCGUCGUUCACCCUCGACCUCGCAGACGCGCCGUACGGUCGCGCGCCGCGCACGCCGCGUGGGAUCGAUACCCCGCCCGACAGCCUACUCCUCGGCACGAGCCCGCUGGGGUUGAGCAUGAGCCCGCUCGAGUCGUCGCCGCUGAGCACGACGCCGCGCCAGUCCACGCCGCUGGGCAGCGGGGCGUCCCGCGAGAACGUGUACGGUGCCGUCAACCACACCAACCACAGCAGCCACAGCAAGCCUGGGUGGUUGCAGCGCGGCGACAAGAAGAAGGACGCCAAAGAUAAAGACAAGGACAAGGACAAGGAGGCAAAGGAUAAAGAGUCGUUCACGGCCGCGCUCGUCGGGUCGUUUAUCGGGCGCAGGGCGUCACGGAAGCGGUUGUAG